Molecule: messenger RNA, 1988 nt
Organism: Trifolium pratense (red clover)
Lineage: Eukaryota; Viridiplantae; Streptophyta; Magnoliopsida; Fabales; Fabaceae
Product: cytochrome P450 94C1-like
Exons: 1
Coding region: 128-1702 (524 amino acids)
Molecular function (GO): heme binding; iron ion binding; monooxygenase activity
Source: RefSeq, a predicted model, not a curated record
UUAAUAAUCUUUCUACAAUAGUGACACAAACCCAUUAUAUAUAUCACACCAUCCCCUUCUACCUCUACAUCCAAAGCUUUACCUACUCUCAUCAUAUUUUUCAAUUACAAAACAUAAACAAAUCGAAAUGAGUUUUGAUGAUCAAGAUUCUCUUUCUCUUCAAUCAACAAUGACUACUACCUUCACUUUCCUCUUCUUCUCUUUCACCCUUUUAUUUUCUUUCUUCUCUCUUCUCAUCUACAUCUCAAGAAUUAAACCAUGGUGUAAUUGCAACACUUGCAAAACCUACUUAACCAUGACUUGGUCACACAAAUUCAUAAACCUUGUUGAUUACUAUACACAUCUUCUUCAAAAUUCACCAAGUGGAACAAUCCAUGUUCAUGUUUUAGGUAACACUAUAACCUCAAAUCCACAAAAUGUUGAAUACAUCCUCAAAACAAAUUUCAACAACUACCCAAAAGGUAAACAAUUUUCCACAAUUCUCGGCGAUCUUCUUGGUCGUGGUAUCUUCAACGUGGACGGUGACUCGUGGAGGUUUCAGCGGAAAAUGGCGUCUCUUGAACUUGGUAGCGUAACAAUUCGCUCCCAUGCUUUCAAUCUUGUCACAGAAGAAAUCAAAACAAGGCUUAUUCCUCUGAUUUCUUCUGUUACAAAAGACAAAACCGUGAAGACUGACACAAAACAACCCAAAGCAGACAAUAUCUCGAAAAACGAAGGUCUUGUUUUGGACAUGCAAGAUAUUCUAAGAAGAUUCUCAUUUGACAACAUUUGCAAAUUCUCUUUUGGGUUAGACCCAUGUUGUCUUGUUCCAUCACUUCCAAUUUCAAAUCUUGCUAAUGCUUUUGAUUUAUCUUCAAAGCUUUCAGCUCAAAGAGCAAUGAAUGCUUCCCCAAUAAUAUGGAAGAUGAAACGUUUUUUCAACGUUGGGUCAGAGAAGAAGCUGAAAGAAGCAAUUAAAAUAGUCAACGAUUUAGCAAACGAGAUGAUAAAACAGAGACGAGAAAUUGAAAAUGGAAUUGACUCGCGAAAAGAUCUUUUAUCUCGUUUCAUGGGUUCUUUGAAUUCAAACGACGACGAAUAUUUAAGAGAUAUUGUCGUUAGUUUUCUUUUAGCUGGUCGUGACACUGUUGCUUCCGCGUUAACCGGUUUUUUUAUUUUAUUGUCAAAAAACCCGGAAGUCGAAAAUAAGAUUCGGGUUGAGUUAGAUAGGAUAAUGAACCCGGUUCAAGAGUGUGCUACUUUUGAACAAACACGUGAAAUGCAUUAUCUUAAUGGAGCUAUUCAUGAGAGUAUGAGGCUUUUUCCACCGGUUCAGUUUGAUUCAAAGUUUGCAUCGGAAGAUGAUGUGUUGCCUGAUGGAACUUUUAUAAAAAAGGGAAGUCGGGUAACUUAUCACCCGUAUGCUAUGGGUCGGAUGGAGAAAAUUUGGGGACCAGAUUGUUUAGAAUUUAAACCGGAAAGAUGGUUGAGAGAAGGUGUGUUUGUUCCAAAAUGUCCUUUUAAGUAUCCAGUUUUUCAAGGCGGUUCGAGGGUUUGUUUGGGAAAAGAGUUGGCUAUUGUGGAGAUGAAAGCUGUUGUUGCUGCAUUAGUAAAACGGUUUGAUGUUCGAGUUGUUGAACCAAAUCAGGAGCCACAGUUUGUUCCCGGUCUAACUGCCACGUUUAGAGGUGGUUUGCCGGUUGAAGUUUAUGAAAGAACAUAAUUUUCUAAUUUUAAGAUUUAGAUAAGAUAUUAGAUAUGGUAAAAAAAAUAUGUAUAUUAGAUUGUAGUAUGACUUUAUUUAGAUUGCAAAAAGAGGAGGGUUAUAUUGACUCCAAGAGUAAGUUAUAAAAGCUACUCCAAAUCAUGGCCUUUGAUUUUAAUAUUUAUUAAUGGCUAAGAUUGAUUGAUCAUAAAACACAAAGUGAGUCUUAUUUUUUUAUUGUAUUGAAAAAUUAUCAAAACAUACUUUAAAUAGAAGAGAAUAAAUUAAUUAUAAUCAUUAAUUG